Molecule: messenger RNA, 1767 nt
Organism: Lampris incognitus (smalleye Pacific opah)
Lineage: Eukaryota; Metazoa; Chordata; Actinopteri; Lampriformes; Lampridae
Product: polypeptide N-acetylgalactosaminyltransferase 6-like
Exons: 10
Coding region: 1-1767 (588 amino acids)
Cellular component (GO): Golgi apparatus
Source: RefSeq, a predicted model, not a curated record
AUGCAUUACAAGAUGAAGAUCAGAAUGUUCCCUGAACCCUGGCCCCAAGAUCUGGGAGACAAACGGCCCCUUGCAGUGGCUAUGGUUAGGGGUGCUGCCUUCCAGAUUGGGGCCCCUUUGCCCCUUCUAUCGGCUGCUUGGACUACGGAUCUCAGCUGCCGGCCUGGUUUCUACAGCAAGGAUGAGUUCAGGCCCCAUCUGGACAGGCCUCCACAGGACCCUGGGACACCAGGGGCAAAUGGUCAACCGUUUGCAUGGGGCAGGUUGACCCCUGAAGAAUUUCGAGAGAAACGUGAAGGGCUGACCAGAAAUCAGUUCAACCAGUUUGCCAGUGACCGCAUCUCCCUGCACCGCAGCCUGGGCAAUGAUACACGGCAUCCUGAUUGCUUAAAACAGAAAUUCCUGCGUUGUCCCCAUCUUCCCACCACCAGUGUGAUUGUGGUGUUUCACAAUGAGGCCUGGUCCACUCUGCUGAGGACCGUCUACAGUGUCUUACACACAGCUCCGGCAGCCCUGCUCAAAGAAAUCCUGCUAGUGGAUGAUGCCAGCACUGAUGAGCACCUGAAGGCUCGUCUGGAUAAGUACAUACAGCAUCUGAAGGUGGUCCAUAUCCUCAGACAGGAGGAGAGGAAGGGGUUAAUAGCAGCUAGGCUACUUGGGGCACAAGCUGCACAGGGAGAAGUUCUCACCUUUCUAGACUCUCACUGUGAGUGCUUCCCUGGAUGGCUGCCGCCUCUUCUGUCUCGAAUAGUGGAGCACCCUACUGCCGUGGUGAGCCCCAUGAUAGCUGUGAUUGAUCAAAACACACUAGAGUUCAGUAAGCCUGUUGCCGACCCCAAAUUUCAUAACCGUGGGAAUUUUGAUUGGAGCCUCAAUUUUGGAUGGGAGCCUGUCCCAGAGGAGGAGAGGAAGCAAAGGAAGAAUGAGAGAUAUCCCAUCAGAACUCCUAUCUUUGCUGGUGGCCUUUUUUCCAUAUCCAAAUCUUACUUUGAACACAUUGGGACUUAUGAUGACCAGAUGGAGAUCUGGGGAGGUGAAAAUUUGGAGAUGUCCUUUAGGGUGUGGCAAUGUGGGGGUCAUCUGGAGAUUAUCCCCUGUUCUGUGGUAGGGCACAUUUUCCGCAAAAAUACCCCGCACACCUUCCCAAAGGGUAUAUCUGUGAUAAUUCGCAACCGUGUUCGGUUGGCUGAGGUCUGGAUGGACGACUACAAACAGAUCUUCUACCGUAUGAACGUAAAAGCUGCGACCAUUGCCAAGGAGAAUAAAUUUGGUGAUAUUUCUGAACGCCUCAAACUCAGAGAGAAGUUAAACUGUAAAAACUUCACUUGGUAUCUUAACAAUAUAAACCCAGAGGCUUAUGUACCUGAACUUAGGCCUGCCAUGACUGGAGCGCUGGAGAACUCUGGUGCAAAGAAGUGCUUGGAUGUAGGGGAUAAAAAUAUGGGUGGGAAGCCAGUUACAAUGUACACUUGUCACAACAUGGCAGGAAACCAGUAUUUUGAGUACACGUCGCAGCAAGAACUUCGGCAUAAUUUCCGCAAACAACUGUGUUUGCAUGCAACUCCUGGAGCAGUUCUGGUUACUGUUGAACUAUGCCACUUUAAGGGCAGAAGAACUAAAGUGGCUCCGGAACAAGAGUGGAACUUCACGUCUGGACACACUCUGAAGAACCCAUUUACGGGCAAAUGUUUGGCAGUAGACAAAAGCACAGUGAUUAUGAACACCUGUGAGCCUACCAGUCCCAAUCAACAGUGGGCCUUCAGCUGA